AUGCCGCCGGUGAUGAGGGUCUCCGAGGCGUCGCGCGAGGCAGGCGUGAAACGGGGAGAAUCCAGGGGGCUCGGGGAGGCCACGCGCGAGCCACGCGCCGCGGAGCCUGAGCGUGACUUCGGGGAGCAUUUUACCCCAAAACCAGCUUACGACGGUCAGCAGAAGAUGGGCUGGAGGACGUACUGGGGGCUCUGCCUCCUCAGUGGCUUGCUGCUCGUGCCCGCACUGCAAGGCGACGAGCAGGAAGGCUGCGCGAGCGGCUGGGUCCCCUUCGACGGGCGAUGCUUUGGCUUCUUCCCCCAGGAGCUGAGCUGGAGGAGAGCCGAGGGCUUCUGCCAGCGGCUGGGCGCCAGGACGCACCUGGCCUCCAUCCACAGCGAGGAGGAGCACCAGGCUAUCAUGAGCAUGCUGGCCUCCUCCCAGCCCUACAGCGAGAGCGAGGAGGAGGUGGCCGACGAGGAGGUCUGGAUCGGCCUCCAUCGUCCCCUGGGGAGGCGACACUGGGAAUGGUCGGACGGCACCAAGAUGGAUUACAGCUCCUGGUACAGGGAGGGCUUCCCGAGGCGGAGGGCCUGCGCGGCGCUGGAGGACAGCACGGACUUUGCCUCCUGGGACACGGAGCUCUGCAGCGAACGGAAGCCCUUCAUCUGCGAGUACCACGUCUAGGGCAGCCGCCGCCCAUGCCGCGGCCGCCCCGGGCCACCAGCCCUGUCUCCACCCCAUACAAAUCCU
Molecule: messenger RNA, 732 nt
Organism: Rhea pennata
Lineage: Eukaryota; Metazoa; Chordata; Aves; Rheiformes; Rheidae
Product: rheacalcin-2
Exons: 7
Coding region: 1-666 (221 amino acids)
Molecular function (GO): signaling receptor activity
Source: RefSeq, a predicted model, not a curated record